Fukomys damarensis (Damara mole-rat) is the source of this 3085-nucleotide messenger RNA. RefSeq names its product adaptor related protein complex 2 subunit alpha 2 (gene Ap2a2). Gene Ontology annotation, molecular function: clathrin-cargo adaptor activity. Gene Ontology annotation, cellular component: AP-2 adaptor complex; membrane coat. The record is from RefSeq and is a predicted model, not a curated record. The coding region runs from base 13 to 2814 and encodes 933 amino acids. NCBI's taxonomy places the organism in Eukaryota, Metazoa, Chordata, Mammalia, Rodentia, Bathyergidae. Gene Ontology annotation, biological process: intracellular protein transport; clathrin-dependent endocytosis. The transcript has 22 exons.
UCUGCAGCCGCGAUGAUGGGCGCCGAGAGGACGCAUCCCCGGGAGAGGGGCCCUCGGGCAGCAGGCAAAAGUAAAGAAGCCGAAAUAAAGAGGAUAAACAAGGAACUGGCAAAUAUUAGGUCAAAAUUUAAAGGUGACAAGGCUCUUGAUGGCUACAGUAAAAAGAAGUACGUGUGCAAGUUGCUCUUCAUCUUCCUCCUGGGUCACGACAUCGACUUUGGGCACAUGGAGGCUGUGAACCUGCUGAGCUCCAACCGAUACACAGAGAAGCAGAUUGGCUACCUCUUCAUCUCCGUGUUGGUGAACUCCAACAGUGAGCUCAUCCGCCUGAUCAACAAUGCCAUCAAGAAUGACCUGGCCAGCCGCAACCCCACCUUCAUGGGCCUUGCCCUGCACUGCAUCGCCAAUGUGGGCAGCCGGGAGAUGGCAGAGGCCUUCGCAGGGGAGGUCCCUAAGAUCCUCGUCGCAGGAGACACCAUGGACAGUGUGAAGCAGAGUGCGGCCCUGUGCCUGCUGCGCUUGUACAGGGCGUCCCCCGACCUUGUCCCGAUGGGUGACUGGACGUCGCGUGUGGUGCAUCUGCUCAAUGACCAGCACUUGGGCGUGGUCACCGCUGCCACCAGCCUGAUCACCACGCUGGCCCAGAAGAACCCCGAGGAGUUCAAGACCUCCAUCUCCCUCGCUGUCUCCAGGCUGAGCAGAAUCGUGACUUCUGCGUCCACGGACCUUCAGGAUUAUACCUACUACUUUGUCCCAGCUCCCUGGCUUUCAGUUAAACUUCUGAGGCUGCUGCAGUGCUACCCGCCCCCAGAAGACCCCGCAGUGCGAGGCCGCCUGACCGAGUGCCUGGAGACCAUCUUGAACAAGGCGCAGGAGCCACCCAAGUCCAAGAAGGUACAGCACUCCAAUGCCAAGAAUGCUGUCCUCUUCGAGGCCAUCAGCCUGAUCAUCCACCAUGACAGUGAGCCAAACCUGUUGGUGCGUGCCUGCAACCAGCUGGGCCAGUUCCUGCAGCACCGGGAGACCAACCUGCGCUACCUGGCACUGGAGAGCAUGUGCACGCUGGCCAGCUCCGAGUUUUCACACGAGGCUGUCAAGACCCACAUUGACACCGUCAUCAAUGCCCUCAAGACGGAGCGGGAUGUAAGUGUGCGGCAGCGAGCCGUGGACCUGCUGUAUGCCAUGUGCGACCGUAGCAAUGCCCAGCAGAUUGUGGCUGAGAUGCUGAGCUACCUCGAGACGGCUGACUACUCCAUUCGCGAGGAGAUCGUGCUAAAAGUGGCCAUCCUGGCUGAGAAGUACGCAGUGGACUACACCUGGUAUGUGGACACCAUCCUGAACCUGAUCCGCAUCGCAGGGGACUAUGUCAGUGAGGAGGUGUGGUAUCGUGUCAUUCAGAUCGUCAUCAAUCGUGACGACGUGCAGGGUUAUGCUGCCAAGACGGUGUUUGAGGCUCUGCAGGCCCCUGCGUGCCAUGAGAACCUGGUCAAAGUGGGCGGCUACAUCCUGGGAGAAUUUGGAAACCUGAUAGCUGGGGACCCGCGGUCUAGCCCUCUGAUCCAGUUUAACCUGCUGCAUUCCAAGUUCCACCUGUGCAGCGUCCCCACGCGGGCCCUGCUGCUGUCCACCUACAUCAAGUUUGUGAACUUGUUCCCUGAGGUGAAGACCACCAUCCAGGACGUGCUGCGCAGCGACAGCCAGCUCAAGAAUGCGGAUGUGGAGCUGCAGCAGCGGGCCGUGGAGUACCUGAGACUCAGCACCGUGGCCAGCACCGACAUCUUGGCAACUGUGCUGGAGGAGAUGCCACCCUUCCCAGAGCGUGAGUCCUCCAUCUUGGCCAAGCUCAAGAAGAAGAAGGGGCCAAGCACAGUGACCGACCUGGAGGAGGCCAAGCGUGAGCGAAGCAUUGAUGUGAAUGGGGGCCCCGAGCCCGCCCCGGCCAGUGCCAGUGCUGUGUCCACGCCUUCUCCAUCUGCUGACCUGCUGGGUUUGGGGGCGGCACCCCCAGUCCCCACGGGGCCCCCACCCUCGGCCGGCGGACUGCUGGUGGACGUCUUCUCUGACUCCGCAUCGGCUGUGGCACCUCUCGCUCCUGGCUCUGAAGACAACUUUGCCAGGUUUGUUUGUAAAAAUAACGGUGUGUUGUUUGAAAACCAGCUGCUUCAAAUUGGACUUAAGUCUGAGUUUCGGCAGAAUCUAGGCCGAAUGUUCAUAUUUUAUGGUAACAAGACCUCCACGCAGUUCCUAAACUUCACUCCAACGCUAAUCUGUGCAGAUGACCUUCAGGCAAAUCUGAACCUGCAGACCAAGCCCGUGGACCCAACUGUGGACGGAGGUGCACAGGUGCAGCAGGUGGUCAACAUCGAGUGUGUGUCCGACUUCAUGGAGGCACCAGUCCUCAACAUCCAGUUCAGGUAUGGUGGCACCUUCCAGAAUGUGUCGGUCAAGCUGCCCAUCACACUGAACAAGUUCUUCCAGCCCACGGAGAUGGCAUCUCAGGACUUCUUCCAGCGCUGGAAGCAGCUGAGCAGUCCUCAGCAGGAAGUGCAGAACAUCUUCAAAGCAAAGCACCCGAUGGAUACAGAGAUCACCAAGGCAAAGAUCAUCGGAUUUGGGUCAGCACUCCUUGAAGAAGUCGAUCCUAACCCUGCAAACUUUGUGGGCGCUGGCAUCAUCCACACCAAAACCACCCAGAUUGGAUGCUUGUUGCGUUUGGAGCCAAAUCUGCAAGCUCAGAUGUACCGGCUCACACUGCGCACAAGCAAGGACACCGUUUCCCAGAGGCUGUGUGACUUACUGUCAGAGCAGUUUUAACCCUGUGCAGGCAGUUGCGUUGUGUGUGUUGUUUCCCUUUGUCUCUGCCACUGUCUUGGUGACCACACUGCACAUAGCACUGUUGUGUGAGCAUCUCAGCACCGGAGCCUGCACCUGCGCCUCCAGCCUGGGCCCGGGGUGUGGAUGGGACACAAAGGGGCCAUUGACAGGGACCACAGCAGGCCUGCCUCUCCAAGUGGGGACCUGGAUCCGAGAAAUUGAGGCAGCCUGUGGUUCAGUCUACAAAUUAAAGGGAAAUUAGAAGUUUGAA